Ananas comosus (pineapple) is the source of this 1542-nucleotide messenger RNA. Its product is annotated as phosphoglucan phosphatase DSP4, amyloplastic. The transcript is spliced from 15 exons. Gene Ontology annotation, cellular component: chloroplast. Lineage: Eukaryota; Viridiplantae; Streptophyta; Magnoliopsida; Poales; Bromeliaceae. The record is from RefSeq and is a predicted model, not a curated record. Gene Ontology annotation, biological process: protein dephosphorylation; starch catabolic process. Gene Ontology annotation, molecular function: protein tyrosine/serine/threonine phosphatase activity; starch binding; carbohydrate phosphatase activity. Bases 119 to 1240 code for a protein of 373 amino acids.
CUCUACUGAUGUAUAAAAUCCCAGAUACUUCUUCUUCCUCGUCUAUUCACUCACUCUCUCUCUCUCUCUCUCUCUCUCUCCUCUUUAUCAGCGUCCCACGGAGAUAUUUCGCGACGCUAUGAAUCGCCUUCAAAGCCUCUUCAUGGAGUAUCCGAUUUUGGGUUCGAGAUCAUCGAUUCGACCUACGCAAACCCUAAAACGCCAUUCAAGAAGACCUCCGGCUUUGAAUUUGGGGAUGGUUCGUGCUGAUCUUCGAGCGAAUGUCGCCAAGAACGCUCAUUCUGGUUCUGCUGCCAGCACUGAGAAGAGUAGCUCUGAGGCUGAAGAUGUGAAAUCAACGAUAUAUAGCAGUAAUAUGACGGAAGCGAUGGGGGCAGUGUUGACAUAUAGGCAUGAACUUGGAAUGAACUACACUUUUAUUCGACCAGACUUGAUUGUCGGCUCUUGCUUACAGACCCCAUUAGAUGUCGACAAGCUUCAGAAGAUUGGAGUGAGAACCAUUUUUUGUUUGCAACAGAAUUCAGACCUUGAAUACUUUGGGGUUGAUAUUGGUGCCAUUCAAGAAUAUGCCCUGAAAUGCAAUGGCAUUGAGCAUUGCCGUGCUGAAAUCAGGGAUUUUGAUGCAUUUGAUUUGAGGAUGAGGCUUCCUGCUGUGGUAAGCAAAUUGCACAAGGUUGUUAACCGUAAUGGUGGUGUGACUUACAUACAUUGCACUGCUGGGCUGGGACGGGCCCCUGCUGUUGCGCUGGCAUAUAUGUUCUGGGUUCAAGGCUAUAAGCUUGGUGAAGCACAUCAGAUACUACUGAAUAAGCGUGCUUGUUUUCCAAAACUGGAAGCCAUCAAGAGUGCAACUGCUGAUAUACUUACAGGCCUAUCAAAGAAUCGCGUGACUCUAACAUGGAAAGAUGAUAGUUGCUCCUCAGUUGAAGUUUCUGGACUCGACAUUGGAUGGGGGCAGAGAAUUCCUUUGACAUUUGACAAGGAGCAAGGGUUAUGGAUUCUUGAGAGGGACCUACCUCAAGGACACUAUGAGUACAAGUAUAUUGUCGACGGAGUUUGGACAUGCAGCAAGUUAGAACCACUAACAAGCCCCAACAGUGAUGGGCAUGUUAACAACUAUGUCCAAGUUUUCAAUAACGAUUCAAGUGCUGAACUGCGAAACCGAUUAAUGGCCGAAGAUGUUGAUCUGACAAAGGGGGAGAGGGUGAUGGUUAGAGAAUAUUUAGAGCAACUACAGUGAGUAACAAAAGAUCAGAUCAUGGAGCAAAUGAUCGCACUUUAAAUGCAGAGGCGCUUUAAGGAUCACUGAUCAUUGAGCAUGGUAUGUAUAAUAUUUGUAUAGAGAUAUAGAAGUAAGUUAUUAUUCGUAAGCUGUAAUAGAAAUAAGUUAUUAUGUGCCUGCAACAUUCUACUAUCUACUUGCAUGUGCUAUUGUUGGAUCGACUCCAAUCCUGGGUUGGUGUAAUUCACAGUUUGAGACAUUCGCCACAUUUUCAUGAAUCAAAGUAUCCAGUCAUUUAAUAUACCUUUUUUUUUACGAAA